Molecule: messenger RNA, 8048 nt
Organism: Chrysemys picta bellii (western painted turtle)
Lineage: Eukaryota; Metazoa; Chordata; Testudines; Emydidae
Gene: MAVS
Product: mitochondrial antiviral signaling protein
Source: RefSeq, a predicted model, not a curated record
AUUGCCUCCGAGAGCUGGAUAAGAGCGGCCGGGCGGGGUUUUCCCAGCUCGGCUGCUUAGCAAGCCAGGGCGCCUGGGGAGAGAAAAAAGCCGAGGCAGGACCAGACCACACAGUCCAUCCUUACACACGCGAUACAUCAUCCCUCCUCGGGGCCCUGCGCCAGCGCCCAAGCACCCGCUUCGCACCUCCGCCCCCGAGCCCCACGCCUGUGUAUUCCCUGCACCAAGCCGCCCUGCUUUUGCUUUGCUCCUCCCGCCCCUUUGCACCGCCACUGGGGGCCCCGGCCAGGCCAGCUCCCCGGGCCCCCUUCUCCGACGGAAACGCUGCAAGCCACCAGCUGCCCCGGCCAACACAAGCGCUUGAUGGACGUCCGGAGCGAGGCAGAGCGGCCAAUGGGCGGCUGAAGCUCGGGGCCCGGAGAGGGCGGGCUUAGAACGCUCCCCGGGAGUGCGCGAGAGAGGCCGCGCGCGUGCGCGUGUGUGUCUGUCUGUCUCGCGCUCCUGUUCGGCUCUUCCGUUGCCCGCCCGCAGGUGCGAAGCAAAGAUGGGGUUUGCUGAGGACAAGGUUUAUGAGUACAUUAGGGAAUAUAUGUCCGAAUUCCAUCACAUCCGGGUGCUCCAGCUGAUUCGCUAUCUGCCGUGUCUCUCUGAUGCAGACAGGGAAGAGAUCGAAGCCUACGACGACAGGAAAGGGAACGAGCACGCCGUGUGGAAGCUCUUCGACUACUUGAAAUGCAGGAGUGGCUGGGUGAAGGAGCUCAUUGAGGCACUCAGGAAGAAUAGGCACCAUGAUCUCGCAGACAGGGUUCAGCGCAAGUACGAUGCUCACCAAGUCGGUCCUCGGAGCAAGGCACCACUUCCUGCAGUGAAUAACUCUCUGCCCAGCUACGCGUCCGUUUGCUCUCGGAUGCCGCCACUGACUGUUAAUCCUGAUCCUCGGCACGCUGGCCCCACCUUUGCGAACAAUCCCCACACUCCUCUGUUGCCUAGGCAGCCAGCAAGUCUCCCAGGGCCAGGCACACCCCUGCCUCUCCAGACGAAUCCGUCAGGAGCGGAAAGCUGCCACGACCUGGGAGAAUACAAUAUUCCUGUGCAAGAAAUGGAGCCGAUGGCAAAGCAAAAGGUUACAGAAGAUGCCCUGACCCCAUGGAGGGAAGCUCCGAGUUCCCAACCCGCUGGGAACGCAGCACUAGCUGAUCUCAGGGCAUCACAGGAAGGCAGUAACCAUGGAGAUGGUCUGGCCCCAGCAGCAGUCCAUUUAUCUCCUGGAUCACCAGCGGGACACCUGCUGGCUUGUGGGGGGAUGCCCAGAGGAGAGGUGGAAGUGGCUCAGCCAGGCAGACCAGUACCCGACCCAAGAGGACAGAGUCAGGACUGGGCCGGCCGCCAGCAGCAUCCGGUCUGUGUGAGCGGUGGGUAUUUUGGGAACAUGAAUCACCUGAACGUUGGGAACAGCAGAAAGGCAUCCGUGCCUGGAGAGCCUGUUCAGAGAGGGGAACCGGCCGCCGCUCCUAGCCCAGAGGAUUUCAUGAACCAGCCAGAAGAGGUUUACUAUUCUUUUGAGCGCUCUCCCCUGGCUUCCGGUGCCAACAGAGCUGUCCACGGGGAUAGGCAGCAGGCUGGAGAUUCGCUCCGGGAACAGAAGAUUCAGGCUUUGCAGGGUUACGAGAAUAGGAACCUGACGAGCAGCAUGGUGGAUGUUCAUGACCCUCUCCUCCUGCAGACCCAGUUUGAUGCAGAGCAGAAACGUGCCCAGGGACAGAGAGACCAUGGCGGAGAGAGGGAUGCGUUUCCCCUACACCAAAUCAGAGAUUCUGCACAAAGCACAUGCAGUUAUGGUGAUGUGGGAGCCAUCAAAGGAAGGGCUGACUCUAGUUCUGCAAUCGGAUCAGUGCCUGCCUCUCAGACAACAAGCACAAUCCCCAUGGACCUCAGUGAGGAUGCGACUGCUCGUGAUUUGGGAGCAUUACAUCUCGGCACAACACGCUCGGCCAGUUCCUCUGAAAAACUGGCUUCAGGCCCCUCCACGGGACCUUCCCAGGGGAUUCCUGAGCAGAACCCAGGUAGCAGCAUCAAUUCCCACUGUGGUGGACGGUCGGGAGGGUGCCUAGCAGAUACCCCGGGAGUUGCCAGUGGACCGGCAAACAGCAGGGAUCCUCAAAGCAAAGUCCAGAUUCCAGCUCCUGCAGCUCACGUGCUACACCCAGCUUCAACUCCUGGGCCCAGCCACGUUCUUCCAACCGGUUCCCCCAUCCAUCCCAGUACGACUAGAGUUCUCAAGCUCUCCCAUGCCAGGCCUGCUGUGGAAUUCUCUGACCUUAGUGACUUCUCCUCUACUGCUGUGAUUCCACCUAGUUCGCCUAGAUUGCCUUCUGACCCGUCAGGGCCAGCACUCAACAGCGACCUGGGUGAGCUGAAAUCUCCCGUCCAAGAGCGCGAACUGCCAACGAGAGACACAGACAGCAGCAGCACCUCCAUGCCAAAGGAGAACGCAAAUCGAGCGCCAAAGCCCCCUGCUCCGAGUGUGACCCGAACCAGCCCAGGGAUCCCUGGGAGCCCAGCUGGCACCACCGCAAGGGAGGCAGGGUGGGAGACCCAAAACGCCUUGCCAGGCCCCCCUAGGGGCUGCCAAGUGUUCUACAGUGAGCCGGAUGAAGAGGUGGUGCUCAGCAAGCCAGGCGUGCUAAUCUCCACUGGAGGCGUGGAGGAGCCAGCCACGAGGCAGCCAGAGUCACCCGAGACCAAUGUCCAGUAUUCUGGGAGGUCUGAUCGCUUCAUCCUCAGCAGCGAGUGCUCUCCGGACAGCAAUCCCCUAAUGAUAAGCGAAUCCAGCAGUGCCUGUUCCAGCUCCAGCAGAGCCCAGAGGAAUCAGCCUGAAGAGAAUCACUACUCCUCUCGCUCUGACCACCGCCCCCAACCUUGGGCUGCCGGCAAUGGCCCAAGAAGAGACGAGGCUACCAAAACCAGCAGAGUCUGCCUUCCGCCAGAGAACAGCAGCACCUGGGAUAGCACAGCUGUGGGAACUCACGAAGUCCAUGUGGUUGAGUAUCCUAGUGCUGAGCUGGGGGAGGCUCCCGGCCUGCGGGGUGUAGCCAAUGCCUACGAAAACCCAUCUCCGGCCAGCUCUGGCUCCCUCAGGAGGCUCUCCGGAUAUUCCGACUCACCUUGGAAUUCAGAAGCCCCUCCAGGAAGUUCCCCCCAGAACGAUAACCGGCCAAGGCGAGACAGGGAUGGGACAUCCUUUCCCUUGAAGGACUAUAUACUGCCAGCUGCCGUUGCUGCUUUCACUUCUGUUGUGGCUUUCCUAUUCUAUAAGCAUCUGCGGAAAUAGGAGUCGAGCAGGGUGGAGAGAUUGUAGAGCAUCACUUCAUUCAGCCACAAAGUCAACAGUAAACUUCAUGCUUAGCUUUCUCUUACGUAGGAAUUUUAACUGGCUAGUUAAGGCUAGUCUGGAGGGUGGAAUUUCAAAUGCACUAUUCAGUCUUUUUUGGAAAUGAGGCAUGAGGCCUCAGAUGCCUGACCCCCUUGUGCUCUUCUCCAUCCUUGUUGUCACCAGUUGCCUUCUCAUAUACUUUCCUUCUCCUGCUGCACCUCAACUUCCCAUGCAAGCCGUCGCUGAUGGACCCUUACUUGAGACAGUGAAAUUCGCAACCCCUUCCGCAGAUGCUCAUUAUCCACACCUGUCUGUGGGCCGGUGCACUGGAAGUGGGGGGUACCAAAGAGACAGGUGGAGGCUUUCUACAAGAGAGAGCAUGUUGUCCUGUGAAUCACAGGAUUCCUACUGACCGCUCUGAGAGAAGGAGUUUCAUUUCCUUGCAGAAUCUGAAGUGUAUGAACAUCAAGAAAGCGCAGCUGGCGUCUGCUGCUAGGUUUUGCCCAACUUUAAAAUGCUGGUGCAUGGAGAGGGGCUGGGCACUAGCUCCUGUGCAGGUACCUGACCAGGGAUACUACCUUGAAUUCAAACGUGGUCCAUUGAGGGCUCUUCUGGCUUUCUCCUCCAGCCAUGCCUCGUGAUUGGGUUUGUGUUCACUCUCCCCUUCCUUCUUGCCCUGUGUUUGUGUAUGACUGACUGGGACCACAAUUCAGGAUCCUCUGCUGUCACUGAGUUGAAUGGCUGUGCUGCUGGUACAACUAUUCACUCACGUAGGGUGACCAGAUGUCCCGAUAAAAUCGGGACCGUCUCGAUAUUUAAGUGUUUGUCCCGCGUCCCGACCGAUCUUUGAUCGGGGCGCACUUUGUCCUGAUAUUUGCUUUGCCAGCAGCACUUAGCUUUUUUUUUUUCUCUCUCUCUCCUGCUCAGCCAGCACGAGCCCCCCCGUCCCGAUAUUUUCUUCCUGUCAUCUGGUCACCCUACACUCAUGGAGGGCUAGCAUGAGGCCUGUUUUUGCCAGUCAAAUCUCAUUGGCAACUAGGCCCUAUGCACUGGGGUGAUUUCACCCUUAGCGUAUACCUCACUGGCUUGAAUCCAGGCCAGAUCAGUAACUUGGUUGUUAACAUCUAAUGCCUUUUCAGUGCCCUGUGUGAAAUGAGCAGGGUCUGAAGAGCUCCUGCUCAGCAAGUAACCAAGUUACAAAAAUCCCACAGCUGGUCCCACAGGUGGCAGACCCAGGUUUAAAAUGGACCCUGGAGGUUAAACUACCAUUCUGUAUGCCUACGGGGGGUCCCUCCAGCUUUGAGGCAGGUGGGGAAGUUUGCACUGCCGCUUCCAUGCUGUAUCUGUUCUGUGACUAAGUAGAGAGGUCAAAUUGACUGUCACCUUUCACUAGCACUAAAUUCUCUCCCCAUGCCUGCCGGGGACACCACUAAUCUUGUGGUUUCCCGUCUCCUCUGAGCAUACAUUUCCCAUACCUGUCAUGCUGCGUAGCCUUAAUCAGAGUAUGGGAGUACAUGCAAAUGCAGGCGUUGCCUGUUGCAGUGCUAGGCCUCCAAAUUGUCGGGGCAUAGUUUUACUGUAGAAUCAGGCUUUAAGUGGAAAUAGGGGGUGGAAAUUAAGUAGUUUGAGAGAGCUCAGCCACCAUCGUGGUGGUGAUAAUGUAUGUAACUGGGGCUGUAGGUCAAUUGAAGCAACUCUCCAGCAGGAUUCAAGGAACAGAGAAUGUCUCUCCAGCUUCACUGCUCCAGCAAGGAUGAGGUUUGCUCCUUCUCCUGUUGCAUUGUCUCAGUAGUUUUGCUAAUGGGUAGGGCCACGAUUUUGGCAAGGGUAUUUUAUUGAAAGUCACGGGCAGGAUAUGGGACAUAAACAAUAAAUCAUGGCUAUGUAUACAGGGCCAGCGUUAAGGGGUAGCAAACAGGGCAAUUGCCCGGGGCCUGCGAAGCUAAGUUACAAGUGGUGGGGUUCAGGCUUUGGCCUCAGUGGAUUUUGAGGAAGUUGCAGAGGCUGCCAGGCUGGGGUCGGGAUUUAAAGGGCCUGGAGCUCCUGUGGCUGUGGGGAGCCCUGAGCCCUUUAAAUCCCGGGCCCAGCUGCCGGACCUGCGGGCGGGAUUCAAAGGGCUCUGGGCUCCCCGCUGCGGCGGGAGCUCCGGGCCCUUUAAAUCCCGGCUCCAGCCUGGGCGCCGAGCUGCGGGUGGGAUUCCGAGGGCUCUGGGCUCCCCGCAGGGCAGGGAGCCCAGAGCCCUUUAAAUCCCUGCCGCGGAAGCCGGUGCGGCCCGGCACGGCGUCCUGGCUCUUGCCGGUACGCCGGACCGGACCGGCUUACUUUCACCUCUGCAGCUAUGGUAGAGUGGCCAUUUAUGUGAAACUCCCCAGGUGUCAAUGCUGCAAAUGCACAGGACCCAACAGUGUUCCCUGUUCCUUGCCCCGCAUGAAGUUAAUGUUAUGGUAUAGGUUUUGUAGUAAGUACAAAAGCCAGGAAAUUGAAAGUUAGACUUCCCAGAGCAGCUGUGUCUCAUCCUGGUUUUGACACUGACAACCUCUGUGGCAAGUCACUUUACUUUGCAAUUUGAAUUUCUCCCAUCUGCAGCGUGAGGAUAAUAAGGUGUACCAACCGCAAAAGCGGGCUUGAGGAUCAAUUACCUGUAGUCUGGAAGGGUCUGGAAGCGUUACGUGGGUCCUGUUCCUCAGCUGGUAUAAAUCAGCAUCACUCCAUUGCCUUGGGGCUGUCCACAGAUUACACAACACAUUUUUUUGUUAUUGUCAAGACCCCCCCCACCUCUUGUAACACUGAAACAAACAUGCAAAAUUAAGGACCUAAUGCAUUAAGUAAUUUAUGGACAGACCCUUGCCUGCAUUCUCAUGAAUGGAGCCUUGUGAAGGAGUGACCCACUGUGCAUAGGAGAGUUUGUUCCUCUGAUCCCUUUCAGCAGCCCCUCUUGACGUUGGUCCACUUCCUCCCAUGACUUAGCCCUUUGGUCAGGUCACGUUCAGUCAUACCCCUUUCAGGGUACCAACACCACUGGUCCCCAGACAUACAAGUAAACACCACAUUCCCACUAUCUUCAGGCCCCCUUUCUGUGCCCAUGUCCUUAAGCCUUCCGCUGGGGUCCUCAAAAUGGAGACAAGUCAAACAGUACUAACUCAACUGUCUCCAGCCCACGCGUGCUUACCGUGUUGGUUCCUCACUAAGUCCUCUUUCAUCCCACCACAGCGAGAGACUUCACCUCCUGCAGUGUCUGUUCACUUCUGUCCCACCACUGGGAUUUCCUGUCCCCCUGCAGCCUUCCUGACAGCCUCACCCUUCUGGGCCUUUCUCUCUCUUCCUGCAGGAUCUGCCACUGGGGUUCGCCCUGCUCAACACCUGCCAGACAUACCCCUUCCUGAGGUGUACCCAGACAAUGCUAAACGGGGCCUUUGCUUCUUUAAUGUUUUCCAGGGUUCUGUUCACUGGGGGGCGGGGGUAGAGGUUUGCACCAUCACCACAGCCCUAGACCAGCCCUGUGUGACAAGCCUGUUUACACCAGCUGAGGAUCUGCCCCAUUGGCGUUAAAGUCAUGCCAAAAAAUAAACACAAUAUUGUAAAAACGAGGAGUCCUUGUGGCACCUUAGAGACUAACAAUGUAUUUGGGCAUAAGCUUUUGUGGGCUAAAACCCACUUCAUCAGAUGCAUGGAGUGAAAAAUACAGUAAGCAGACCUUGCAUCAACCUAACUCUAGUCUAGACCAGGGCUAGGAACUGGCUUGCUGGUCCCUAGUACAGAUGGGAUGCAGCCGCAUAGUCCCAGAAUGCUGGGUACUGAUAAGAGACAUCAUUAGUAUGUUCAUACCGGUGCUGAGUGGGAUACGAUGUCUGGGAUUGGAAAUUCUGUAGUCCUUUGACUUGUUUAUGAUCCUGUGAUGGUCUGUUCUCCCCUUACCUGCGCACGUGACUCCCCAUUGAGUCUAAUGGCAGUUACACAUACACUACAUAGCAGGGAGGAUGGAUCCUGCAAUGUUUUGGUAGGAGAAGAUGGAGAAGAAGGUAUUAGGGAGCUAGCACGCCAGGGGGACUGACUCCAGUUCUGAGAGACGCACUAUGUGCCCAAGAGGGCUUGGGAGGCCAGUUAAGGGUCUGGCCCCUCAGCAUGCAUGCUCUAGCAUGCCAUUCAUGCAAGCUAACACAGGGCAAAUGCUGUUCCUUUUUAAGGAAACAAAGUGCAUCACCCCCCCACUCUCCGUGCACAUAUUCACCGCUUCCCUCUUGCGCUGGAAUCCUUCCCUGCUCAGCAGGAUUCCAGAGUUGACGAUGCACCACCAGUGUCCCGCUUCCCUUCACCAGUCAGGGAUGCAUUCGGCUCUUGAGCAAUACCGUUGACAUGAUACCACAAAGAGACUUCAACAAUGAGAGCUAUGGGGGUGCGGCUACCAUUUAGGGUUACCGUACGUCUGGAUUUUCCCGGACAUGUCCGGCUUUUUGGUGCUCAAAUCCCCGUCCGGGGGGAAUUGCCAAAAAGCUGAACAUGUCCAGGAAAAUGCCGGCAUCCCUGCCCCAGUCCCCUGCUUACCUGAGCAGUUCCGGCAGGCUGCGAGCUGCAGGCGGAUACCCCUGCGAGCUGCUGCUCCCUCCAGACACCUCAACUCUGUGUAGCUGAAGAGCGGAGCUGCCCCAGCGCUACCGGCUUCACGGUUUGCCGGGCA